Molecule: messenger RNA, 1281 nt
Organism: Galendromus occidentalis (western predatory mite)
Lineage: Eukaryota; Metazoa; Arthropoda; Arachnida; Mesostigmata; Phytoseiidae
Product: protein krueppel-like
Exons: 7
Coding region: 1-1281 (426 amino acids)
Biological process (GO): regulation of transcription by RNA polymerase II
Molecular function (GO): DNA-binding transcription factor activity, RNA polymerase II-specific; RNA polymerase II cis-regulatory region sequence-specific DNA binding
Source: RefSeq, a predicted model, not a curated record
AUGACGACCCAGAACCAGGCCCCUGAACGCAAGGUCCUCGAGUGUCCUCGCUGUUUCAAACAGAUCAUGGGCGCGAGCAACCUCAUGGCCCAUCUAAGAACCCACACCGGUGAAAAGCCCUUCACAUGCGACAUAUGUCUCAAAGAUUUCUCUCAACGAGGCAACCUAAUCAUGCACAAGCGACUCCAUACAGGAGAGCGUCCCUUCAAGUGUGAGGAGUGUGGUCGUACCUUCACUCAGAAAGGAAACCUGAAGGCACACAUGCGCUGCCACACUGGAGAGACGCCGUACGAGUGCCAGUACUGCCCCGCACGUUUUUCGCAGCACAGCAGCCUCAAGUCACAUCUCAGGAACCACUACAACGAACUCGAACAAAUAAUUCAGCAGCAGCACCAACAUAAGCAGCAAGGGUCCCUGGUGGUGACGGAGGUUACGAAGCUGUUGACCCAUCCGCCGCAGAACCCCGCAGAAGAGCUUCAGCGACGCUUGGUGAUCUCGGCUUUACAGCAGCACCAAUUCCCUCCGCAGUUGGGCAUUGGCCAACUGACCAACCCCCAGUCGGAUGCCGACACGAAUACCCACGAUACUCAGAAUAUGAUCGAAAAAUCACUUUCAAUAAGCGAGAGCGAAGGCGAUCCUGACGCCGAUGAAGAUCUCGAUCCAUCCGAGGAACGUAGUGACCCACAAUGCCGACGCCAUGAAAGUCCAAGUCCACUGGGCAGUCCCGAAGAGAUUCGAGACAAACGACAGCUCGACGAAGAAGAUUCGUCUCAACUUCACAAGAAAUUCCGAGGCGCCAACAGGAACUCGAGCUCACCACCAAAUGAAGACUCGGAGAGUUUCAAACUCACCGAAAACCGCGAUGCUCCCUCUAGUCACGAUUCUCCCAGGAAAGACAACGCAGACUCUACCUCCAGCCAAGACUAUGCGAUCCCCCUCGUAGUCAGCAAAAGCCCACCGAAUUCAUUGCUAGAUUUCAUCAAUCAUAACGGCACCAAACGGGUCAAAUCCGAACCCGAUUUCAAUACAUCCCAACUGCUCGGUUACCCGAGCGAGCUUUUCGCAGCUUCUUUCGCAACCGAUGUUUCCAUAGACAUGUUCAGAUCUUCGUUGUGUUUAGCGAGAUCCAUGAUCAGGGCGUACGGGCCUUCCCGCGCGGGAGACUUGAAGGAAUUGGCGAUACACGAAGAAUGGCUCUCCGUAUGGGCGUACACUACACCAAAAUUACGUCGUCGGGUCCUAAAUCGAAUUAUUGAGCUCUCCUACAUAGUCACCAAGUAG